Molecule: messenger RNA, 5240 nt
Organism: Conger conger (European conger)
Lineage: Eukaryota; Metazoa; Chordata; Actinopteri; Anguilliformes; Congridae
Product: NACHT, LRR and PYD domains-containing protein 12-like
Exons: 12
Coding region: 85-5031 (1648 amino acids)
Molecular function (GO): protein binding
Source: RefSeq, a predicted model, not a curated record
GGCUGAUUUGGGUCAGAUCCCACAUGUGGUCUAGUCUGGGCUGAAGUGUUCCAGUCUCCUGAGAUAGGGGGCGCUGUUUCUAAAAUGAGUCUCUCAGAGGAGCCAGAGCGCAAAGGUGGAACCCUCAGCACUGACAGAAAGAGGGUCCAUGUAGAAAGAGCAGGUUCACCUGUACCCAGCUGUCUGUCUAUGAAGAGUGAUCAUUCAAUGGGUCAUCCACCCGACUUCAGAGGAGAGUUCACAGGUGAUCAAAGGGUCCAGGUAGAAAGAGCAGGGUCACCUGUACCCAGCUGUCUGUCGAUGAACAGUGGUUAUUCAAUGGGUCAUCCACCCGAUUUCAGAGGAGAGUUCACAGAUGAUCAAAGGAUCCUGCAGUUACUGGAGUCCAGCUCUUUAGAAGAGAAGAGUUCAGAGAAAUUAUCUCCCCCAAGACAGUCUCUCCUGCACACUCUGGUGGAGCUGAAGAAGAAUGGAGAGUUUAAACUGUUUCAGAGCCAUCUGAGUCAGGACUGCCCAGAAUGCUUUAAGACUUUGUCUGAAGAUCCUUCUGUGCUGGAGAAGUUCAUGAAGAUGAAGGAAUCGCUCAAGAGUCAUCAAAGCCAUGAUUACCCAGAAUGCAGUGAGAGAGAACAUGAGGAUCCUGAGGUCCUGUACAUUGUUGAGAAGAUGCUGGAGACCUGUGGCAGUGAGAGGUCUCUGAAGAUCACACUCCACAUCCUGAGGAACAUGAAGCAGAAGGAUCUCGCUGAUUCACUGGAGAGAGAUGAGCAGCACAAUGAAUCCAUUAAAAGAGCCCAGCAGGAACUGAAAACUCAUCUGAAGAAGAAGUUUGAAUGCAUAUUUGAAGGUUUAGCAGUGCAAGGCCACACAACUCUCCUCAAUGAGAUUUAUACAGAGCUCUACAUCACAGAGGGGGGAAGUGGGGAGGUGAAUCAUGAGCAUGAGGUCAGACAGAUUGAGACAGCGUCCAAGAGACAAACCACCCAGGAGACUCCAAUCCUCUGCAAUGACAUCUUUAAGCCUUUACCUGGACAAGAGAAACGCAUCAGAACUGUGCUUACAAAGGGCAUCGCUGGCAUUGGGAAAACCGUCUCUGUGCAGAAGUUCAUUCUGGACUGGGCAGAAGGAAAAGCCAAUCAGGACGUUGAUUUCAUCUUCACUCUUCCUUUCAGAGAUCUGAAUCUGAAGAAGAAAGGAGCAUUCAGUCUGAUGCAACUUCUGCAGCACUACUUUCCACAACUGAAAGAGAUCAAAAGUGUUGAAGGUGAUGAAGUCAAAGUUGUGUUUAUCUUUGAUGGUCUGGAUGAAUGUCGACUUCCUCUACAUUUCCAAAGCAAUGAGAUCUGCUGUGAUAUAACAGAGUCAUCAUCAGUGGAUGUGCUGCUGACCAACCUCAUUAAGGGGAAUCUGCUUCCCUCUGCUCUCCUCUGGAUCACCUCCCGACCUGCAGCAGCCAAUCAGAUCCCUCCUGAGUGCAUUCACCAGGUGACGGAGAUACAAGGGUUCAAUGACCCACAGAAGGAGGAGUACUUCAGAAAGAGAAUCAGAGAUCAGAAGCAGGCCAGCAGAAUCAUCUCACACAUCCAGUCAUCCAGGAGUCUCGACAUCAUGUGUCACAUACCAGUCUUCUGCUGGAUUUCUGCUACUGUUCUGGAGACAAUUUUGGGUAAAGUAAAGAGAAGAGAUCUGCCCAAAACUCUGACUGAAAUGUACACACACUUCCUGCUCAUUCAGACUAAUGUGAAGAAUCUGAAGUAUCGUGGCUCAAAGAUGUCAGCAUUAAACCCAAAGAUGUCAGCAUCAGAUACAGAAAUCAUCCUGAAACUGGGGCAGCUGGCUUUUGUACAGCUGGAAAAGGGCAAUCUGAUAUUCUAUGAAGAGGACCUGAGAGACAGUGGCAUUAAUGUCAGUGAAGCUUCAGUGUACUCUGGGGUGUGCACAGAGAUCUUUAAAGAGGAGCGUGGGUUGGGUCAGGAGAAGGUCUACUGCUUUGUGCAUCUGAGCAUUCAGGAGUAUGUGGCCGCCUUGUUUGUGUUUCAUUCAUGUGUAAAUGAGAACAGAAACGUGCUCAGAGCAGAAGAAUCAAAACCUCACAGUGGCAGAGUGCAGCUGUCUGAGUUACAUGAGACUGCAGUGGAUCAGGCCUUAACAUGCAGCUGGGCCUGUCUAAGACCUGAUCCACUGCCCUCCUGUGGAACUCAGACUGGUCUACUUGUUUAUUCCUGGUCUCUGCCUGAGUUCCACAGGAUGCUAGUGGAUCAGGUCUUUGACAGCUGGUCCAGUUCUGCGUUCUCACUCUCUGAGUUAAACAGGAGGGCAGUGGAUCAAGCCUUACAGAGUGAGAAUGGACACCUGGACCUUUUCCUCCGAUUCCUUCUCGGCCUCUCUCUGGACUCCGUUCAGCCGCUCUUAGGAGGACUACUGACCCAGACAGGAAGAAGAUCUGAUGGAGCACAAUGGAUAACAAUACCCUUUCAGAGACCACUGACCCAGACAGGAAGAAGAUCUGAUGGAGGACAAUGGAUAACAAAACACUUUCAGAGACUACUGACCCAGACAAGAAGAAUAUCUGAUGGAGGAAAAUGGAUAACAAAACACUUUCAGAGACUACUGACACAGACAGGAAGCAGAUCCUCUGGACUAGACCCACAGACACAGACAGGAAGCAGAUCCCCUGGACUAGACCCACAGACACAGACAGGAAGCAGAUCCCCUGGACUAGACCCACAGACACAGACAGGAAGCAGAUCCCCUGGACUAGACCCACAGACACAGACAGGAAGCAGAUCCCCUGGACUAGACCCACAGACACAGACAGGAAGCAGAUCCCCUGGACUAGACCCACAGACACAGACAGAAAGCAGAUCAGAGAGCAUCAAGAAAACAGUCCAGUACAUUAAAGAGAAGAUCAUAGAUGAAUCUUCCGCAGAGAGGACCAUCAAUCUGUUCCACUGUCUGAAUGAACUGAAUGACAACUCUGCAGUGGAGGAAAUCCAGAAUACCCUGAGAUCAGGAAAUCUUUCUGAUAAUGAGCUGGAACUCCACCAAUGUUCAGCUCUGGCCUUUGUGUUACUGAUGUCAGAGGAGAUCCUGGAGGAGUUUGACUUGAAGACCUACAACACAUCUGAAGCAGGUUGUCACAGACUGCUACCAGUAGUCAGGAACAGCAGGAAGGCCAUACUGAACAAUUGUGACCUAAGUGAGGAGUCCUGUGAAAUUGUGGCCUCAGCUCUCCAGUCAUCAAACUCACACCUGAGAGAUCUGGACCUCAGCUACAAUAACCUGGGAGAUUCAGCAGUGAAGCUGCUCUGUGCUGGACUGAUGAGUCCACACUGUAAACUACAGAGACUGGGACUGAACAGCUGUGACCUAAGUGAGGAGUCCUGUGAAAUUGUGGCCUCAGCUCUCCAGUCAUCAAACUCACCCCUGAGAGAUCUGGACCUCAGCUACAAUAACCUGGAAAUAUCAGGAGUGAAGCUGCUCUGUGCUGGACUGAUGGGUCCACACUGUAAACUACAGAGACUGGACCUCAGCUACAAUAUCCUGGGAUAUUCAGGAGUGAAGCUGCUCUGUGCUGGACUGAUGAGUCCACACUGUAAACUACAGAGACUGGGUCUGAAAAGCUGUGACCUAAGUGAGGAGUCCGGUGAAAUAUUGGCCUCAGCUCUCCAGUCAUCAAACUCACCCCUGAGAGAUCUGGACCUCAGCAACAAUAACCUGGGAGAUUCAGGAGUGAAGCUGCUCUGUGCUGGACUGAUGAGUCCACACUGUAAACUACAGAGACUGGACCUCAGCUACAAUAUGCUGGGAGAUUCAGGAGUGAAGCUGCUCUGUGCUGGACUGGUGAGUCCACACUGUAAACUACAGAGACUGGACCUCAGCUACAAUAACCUGGGAGAUUCAGGAGUGAAGCUGCUCUGUGCUGGACUGAUGAGUCCAAACUGUAAACUACAGAGACUGGGGCUGGGUUGGUGUAAUCUCACAGAGGGCUGCUGCGAUGUUCUGGCCUUAGUCUUGCGUUCUCCUCACUCAGAGCUGAGUGAUCUGGAGCUGAGAGACAAUGAGCUGCAGGAUUCAGGAGUGAGAGCGCUCUCUGCUGGACUGGAGGACCCACACUGUAACCUGCAGAGACUGGGGCUGUCAGGCUGUAGAGUCACACAGAGAGGCUGUGAUUAUCUGGCUUCAGCUCUGUGUUCAAACCCCUCACACCUGAGAGAGCUGGACCUGACCUACAAUCACCCAGGAGACUCAGGAGUGAGAGCGCUGUCUGCUGCUAAACUGGACACACUCACACUGCUGUACGUACACACACACACGUACACACACACACACACACACACACACACACACACACACUCAUGCUGUUCUGUUUCUUACAGUGUGGAACAUGGAGGAGAGAACAGGAUCAAACCAGGACCCAGGAAAUACGGCUGUCGGCUCACACUGGAUCCAAACACAGCGCACGGAGAGCUGUGUCUGUCUGAGGGGAACAGGAAGGUGACAUGCACACUGGGGAGAAAGAAGCCAUAUCCUGAUCAUCCAGAGAGAUUUGAGUCUCUGCGCCAGGUUCUGUGCAGAGAGAGUGUGUGUGAGCGCUGUUACUGGGAGGCUGAGUUCAGUGUGUCUAAGGAGGGAGGGGUUUCUAUAGCAGUGACAUAUAAAGGAAUCGGCAGGAAAGGAUGGGGUGCUGAAUGUUGGUUUGGAGGGAAUAAAAACUCCUGGAGUCUGGAGUGCAAUGAACACAGAUACUCUGUCUGUCACAAUAAGAAUCCCACACCCCUACCUGCCCGCCCCUCCCCCUACCACACAGCAGGAGUGUGUGAUGAUGGUGCUGGUGCAGGAGUGUGUGUGUACAGGGUAGGAGUGUGUGUGGACCGUCCGGCUGGCACUCUGUCCUUCUACAGCGUCUCUGACUCUGACACACUGACCCUCCUGCACACACUCCACACACACUUCACUCAACACACACCCCUCUGUGCUGGGUUUACAAUGGGGUGGGACUCCUCAAUGUCCCUCUGCCAACUGGAGUAGACACACACACACAACACACACAUACACAUCCCUCCACCCCACACACACACACACUCACACACACACACACACACCCCUCCACCCCACACAUACACACACAUAACACACACACACACACACACACACACAUAACACACACAAAUACAUUUAUAUUAGUAUAUUUUAAUAAAAUCAUAUUGUAUAUAGUCAUGGUGUGUUCAUAUACAUUG